CAUCCCUGACAUAAUACAGUUGAGUAAAUAUCCUGUUCAACUACAAUGUCGUGAAUCGAACGAUUCGGUGAACGAUUCUUUUGAACGAAUCUUUUGAGUGAACUGAUUCUAAAGAUUCAGUUCACGUCAAAGAACUGGAAUGUACAGCACUACAGCAAACCGGUGUGCCUACGGUAAACGAGAAAGCUCCAUUCGAAUAGAACCACGCGCGCACCCGCGUUCUUGCCUUGCAAAGUUAAUUGUUUUGACGCAGCAGAUAUUGAGUUUCAAACUUGACUGUUUUUCACAAUGUUGCCCACAUUUACAAAUACACGGGGGUGUUGUUUUUUCACUUUCAGCUUGGCGCACGGGAAGGGCAAGAAGACUUGCGGCUUUGUCACGGACGGCGAGGCCGGGAGGUGAGAUCGGGACGGCGUGGACGAUAAGCGUGUCCGGUACAAGUCCUAAACGGGUGUAGACAUGUAGCCGGAAAACGUCAUAGGAGAGCGACAUGACGGCCAAUCAGAUCAGCGUCCAACCCGAGCAAACCUGUCAAUAAACGUCAAUAAUAAAUAUUUUCAUUUGAAAUACAAAUCCUAUUUUUUUUCAGUUCCAUAAAACACCGACGAAGGUUUGCUAACUUUUUAAUUCAUUAUGAGUAAGAAACAACUUAAAAGAAGAAAUACUAUAAUUUAUUAUUAUUUGGCUUUCAUCACAAUGCCGAUGUUUGGCGGGCCUCAUCUCCGACAGACGGCUGACGUUGGCUCUCUAGGAACGACACAAGUCCAAAAAGACAUUGCAACGACACGUUGGCCAUCAGACAGUCUACCAGGCUUGUUGGAAACACGUCUGUAGCACUAGAAAAUCAAGCAAACGUAUCGAACAGGGCGUAGCAAAAGAAUAAAUAGAAACCAAUGGAUGAAGAAAAGGACAGAGAUGGUGCAGGUAAUGGUUUUGUAUCUGUCAGGACAAGCAGUGCUGGUAGUAUGUCGCAGUCCCACCCAGAAUCACACUUAGCAUCACAUGACUAGCUUCCAUUAAACAGCAAAGUCGCUAUCAAGAUGUAAAAUAUCCUCUUUGGAUGUUUUACCACGGGGCACAAUGUGCCAUUGUUGCACUCAGUUACUUGCGUGCUACCACUGACAAUGAUCAUUUCAUCAGAAUAUUGCAUUUGCUGCCAAAUGCUAAAAUGGAUACGCUACGUAGUCAAACCAAAUAUGUUAAUACGGAAGUGAUUUGAUCUUAGUGUUUUAAUUGGCAGAUGAGCAAGAUGACAAACUAUAAUCUUCUUUUCUUCCUCAAGGUUCUACAAAGUUUUGUUGUAGUUGAGGACAACAACAACAACAACAACAACAACAACAACAACAACAACAACAACAACAACAACAACAACAACAACAACAACAACAACAACACCUCUUCAAAUCCAAGCUGGGAGCCACAACUGCUGUUCCAAAACUUCAUUCAUGAUGGAAAAUCCCUCAACAAGUCCUCCAGGUGAACUCUGAGCACGCCUCCGUCCUUUUAUCCAUCUUUGGACCUGUGACCACCGACGAGGAAGAGAGACCCUAACCCUUCAGCUUCGUGGGCUGACAGCGUCCGGCUCCGUUUUACUUUGACGAUGAAUCGUCCUCUUCGUUGAGCGGCAGCGUGGCAGAUCAUCGAUCAACGGACACGGAUUGGAGGAAGGGACUCAUUCCUCUGCCCCACGUCGUCCACCGAGCGACCUUGCCUUUCCGGAACCACCAACAGAGACUAUGCAGCUGGGACUGCUGGCGCUGACGAUGGUCUUCCUCAGUUCCAUGGGUGACAGUGAUGUCACCAAAGCUUUCAAGGCCAGAAGGCAGAGACGGGAGAGCGGCGAGGUUCCGCCAUCCUGCCCGAAAGGCUGCGAGCGCUGCUCCGAAUACAACGGCUGCCUGAAAUGCAAAGCCAAGCUCUUCAUCUACUUUGCGCGCAGCAACAUCAGCCAAGUGGGCGUGUGCCUGGCCUCCUGCCCCACCGGAUACUUUGGCAUGAGGAUCCAGGGAGGCAACAACAGAUGUUCCCAAUGCGAAGCCGACUGCGACAUGUGUUUCGAACGCAAGUUUUGCAUUAAAUGCAAGGAGGGCUUGUAUGUGAACAGCGGCAAAUGUUCCGGCAGCUGCCCUUCAGGCCUGCACCCGGUCAACGACACCAUGGAGUGUGUGGAGUGCGAGCUGUCCGAGUGGAGCCAAUGGGGUUCGUGCGUCAAGAGAAACAAAACGUGCGGAUUCCGAAAAGGGACUCAGUCGCGGGUCCGACUCCCGCUGCGGCCCCCCCGCACGCGAGGCACCCCCUCGGCCGCCGGGCCCUCCCAGACGUGCCCUCCGCAGAGCGACAGGAGGAAAUGCGUGGUGGCCAAGACACCUUGCCCGAGAGAGAACAGGACCAAGGGGGGCCGGCCGCUGAACGGACCCGGUGGAGGCGGCGGCGGCGGCGGGAGGAGGCGGAAAGGCCAAAGCAGGACCACCGUCGUUCCCAGCGAGGCGACCAGCUCCGUAACUUAAAGCGGGAAGGGUUCCUGCAAGAAAAGCCUCCCGAGAUGACGCUGCAGCCGAGCCCACAUCUCCAUGAGAAAACAUUGCGUAGGGCCGCUUCGACAUGCUGACUCUGCAGCUUUACCCAGUCAUGCAAGGAGUCCGAUGAUGGGAUGGAAAUCUGCUCCCGGUUUGCAUCGUCGGAGGUGACGGACGGACGGACGGACGGACGGACGGACGGAAGGACGGAUUGAUGCCCUGGAGUGCGUGCGUUAUUUUUGCGACUGGGAGCAAAAAGGCAGCAGCACAAGUCGCUGCUAAUCAAUACUGCUUUGUUUGCAACAGGGUUCGGAUGUUUUUGCACAGUCGUGACUUUUUGACGUAAGCAUUUCUACGUGACCAUGUCCUCGUGCUUCGACUUUACGGGAACACACAUAAAGGUUUUCGUAAUGGUUUGGAGGCUCUUGUUUUGUUCACAUUCAAAGUCCAAAUAAAAGAAGGAAGCUCAUUUCA
Messenger RNA from Syngnathus typhle (broad-nosed pipefish), 2990 nucleotides. It is a transcript of the gene rspo1, whose product is annotated as R-spondin 1. Lineage: Eukaryota; Metazoa; Chordata; Actinopteri; Syngnathiformes; Syngnathidae. The record is from RefSeq and is a predicted model, not a curated record. The coding region runs from base 1737 to 2507 and encodes 256 amino acids. The transcript is spliced from 8 exons.